AUGCGCACCACACCCGUGUCCGCUUUGACAGCGGACACAGACAUCACUUGUGCCACCGGCAAUGGUGGCGCGAGUGAGUCGGCGGCUGGCGGGGACGCGUCCUACACAGCCAAGGCACAACACGCCCUCUCCCUCUUCGCGAACCUGCAGGCAAACAUGCGCACCUCGACUUUGCCACAGUCGUCCGAGUCGGUAGCGCACGCAACCUCGGAAACCCGAGCAUUGCCGGCGACGCUGCAUCGCACCACCGCUCCGUCCAGCCACAAACAUGCGCUAGACACCCAUGGCCGUCUGACCUCGUCUACGCCUGCGGCAGCUCCCAAUGCUGAUGCGGCGCGCUUCAGCAGCCUGCACAGCCUCCAACGCGUUGGCAGCAGCGGUAGAGCCGACGACGGUGCCGGGCUGCAGACGUACACGGAUGCCGAGCUCGAGUCUCUCUCGCCACUUCAGCUGCGUCAACAACUGCGCGUCGCUGCAGCGGUGACCCAGCGUCUUCACCAACGAUCGCGACGACUGGAGAACGAAGUGGACGCAUGGACGCACAAGUACGCGGAGCUCGAGGCCAAGGCGGCGGGAGUACGAGAUACUGGGGAGAAAGAGGGGAGCGCCAAAGAGCGCGAGGCGCCCUCGGCCUCACGACUAAACGGUGCCCAUUCCUGUCAGCCCACAGUGUUCCCAUCGACUUCGAAGGCUGCGGCACCUGCGACUGCCUCGGCUGAGGUCGCUGCGGCUCAAUCGCGUCAGUUAGAGACCGAGGUGAGGCGACUGGAGGCGCACAAGGAGGAACUGACAAGGAGACUGUACGCGGCCGAGAAAACCGUUCGGGAACUGCGGGAGGAGCUCCGCGUUGCGGGGGCUGCUUCUCCUGUGACUCCCAGCCCAGCCUCGUCGCCGCUCGGUGCGGUCAACGCCACCAACUGCGAAGGCGCCCCUGACAAAUCCCGGUCCGAGGCAUGGAAGAGCGGGGCAACGGCGGCACCACCGGCCCAGGUGCCACCGAGCCAGAGGGAUGCCGAAACGAAGAGCGAGAGGGUAGACCGCUGCAGCGACGGUACCGCUGAUGGGGAUGCGGCUGGUGACAAGUCGGUCACUCAUUUGCGCGACACCGUGCGCCAGCUGCAGCGCCGUCUUGAUCUGUCGGAGGCGCGCGCCAGGGAGGCGAUGCAGAUCCAGCUGGAUGCGGUGUUGCUCCACCGUGAGUCGACUCCGUCCGCGGUGGCCCUUGUGAACGUAGAAGUGCAGAAGCUCUUCCAGCUGAUGCAGCAGCAGCUCUUGUCGAACGCGGUGCAGCAUCAGGCGGAACGAGCCCGCAUGAACGAGCUGCUGUACCGGUUGCAAUGCCAGCAGCGUGCACCGUAG
Molecule: messenger RNA, 1359 nt
Organism: Leishmania mexicana MHOM/GT/2001/U1103
Lineage: Eukaryota; Euglenozoa; Kinetoplastea; Trypanosomatida; Trypanosomatidae
Exons: 1
Coding region: 1-1359 (452 amino acids)
Source: RefSeq, a predicted model, not a curated record